This is a messenger RNA of Ostertagia ostertagi, 222 nucleotides long. The record is from the annotation of a GenBank genome assembly. NCBI's taxonomy places the organism in Eukaryota, Metazoa, Nematoda, Chromadorea, Rhabditida, Trichostrongylidae.
AUGGGAGUGGAGGACGUGGCUUAUCCUGAAGCUGACUACUGUGGUUGUAUUGCAGCCGCUGAGGGAACCGAAUUAGACGAGAGUGGCCUUGAGAAGAGGAAACACGAGUAUCUCCGAUUCGGAAAGAGAAAGCACGAGUACCUGCGAUUUGGCAAGAGAAAGCACGAAUAUCUGAGGUUCGGAAAGAGAAAGCACGAAUAUCUGCGUUUCGGGCGCAAGUAG